Molecule: messenger RNA, 777 nt
Organism: Vicia villosa (hairy vetch)
Lineage: Eukaryota; Viridiplantae; Streptophyta; Magnoliopsida; Fabales; Fabaceae
Product: large ribosomal subunit protein eL24
Exons: 5
Coding region: 131-622 (163 amino acids)
Biological process (GO): cytoplasmic translation
Cellular component (GO): cytosolic large ribosomal subunit
Molecular function (GO): structural constituent of ribosome; mRNA binding
Source: RefSeq, a predicted model, not a curated record
AACACACCCGAGCAGUACUUGAUUUCGGGUUUUCAUUUUCAACAAAUCAUAUAGAUAAUCAGAGGUGAAUUUCGGGUAUUAGGGUUUACAUCAGCGAACGCCGCCGAACGCCACAACCACCAACGAAGCAAUGGUUCUCAAGACUGAACUCUGCCGAUUCAGUGGUGCAAAGAUCUACCCAGGAAGAGGCAUCAGAUUUAUUCGUAGUGAUUCACAGGUUUUUCUAUUUGUGAACUCGAAAUGUAAGAGGUAUUUCCACAACCGUUUGAAGCCUUCAAAGCUCACAUGGACUGCCAUGUACAGAAAGCAACACAAGAAGGACAUUGCCCAAGAAGCUGUGAAGAAGAGACGCCGUGCUACCAAGAAGCCAUACUCUAGGUCCAUUGUUGGUGCUACACUGGAAGUCAUUCAGAAGAAAAGAGCUGAGAAGCCUGAAGUUCGAGAUGCGGCCAGGGAAGCUGCUCUGCGUGAAAUUAAAGAGAGGAUUAAGAAAACAAAGGAUGAGAAGAAAGCCAAGAAAGCAGAAGUUGCAUCUAAAGCACAAAAAUCAGGCAAAGGCAAUGUUCAGAAAGGUGGUUUGCCCAAGGGUCCCAAAUUGGGCGGCGGUGGCGGUAAACGCUGAUUAGUUCUAGUUUUGGGUGCAAAUUAAAUACAUUUACUUCUGUACCAAUAUUUUAUUUGCUUGUUUAGCCUUUGAUACCUAAUUAUCACACAUGUUUUUGGAACUUCAGACAGUAUCCGGUUACUUAAUUUAUAUGCAUUUUCCUAAUGGUUCUA